CAAAUCCGUCAUCUUUUGUGUUUGCUCUUGAUCUGUUUGGUGACUUUCUCCGUGAUUGUUUUUUGAACGAAAAAAGUGACGAAAAUGCAGAAAACAUACACAUUAAUUUAAAAAUUUUGUCAACGCUGCAUCAGUGCUAGAUUUAUAUUUUCGAGAUAUUCACAAUAUAUAAGUGACCGUGACGGGAUAGGUGCAUCGAAUAACCCUGCUCUGGUGGAAGAAUCAGUUUCAGAAUAAAAUUCGGUAAGCCGUUCCGAAGAGUAUCGGAAGUAAAUAAGGUUCUGUCAGCAAUGGACCAGGAAAACCUUUUUACUAGCGUCGAGGAGGAAUGUUUGUACUGGAAAGAGCGUUGUUUGAAAAUAAGUCAGGAGCGGAACGAUGUUCAGAGGGAAUUCGAUGAUUUUACGGAGGAGUCACGGCAACUGGAAGCGGAACUGGAAAUGACUGUUGAGCAACAGGAAAAGAAGAUCCGUGAUCUCAAUCAGCUGAUGGGUCAGCUUCGGGUUGAGUGUGAAUCAUAUAAACGAAAAGCGACCAACAGUGAGAACGAAUCGAACAAAAUCGAUGCGGACUACAAACAUUUGUUCAAGGAAAAUGAGAGAUUUAAGGUUUAUAUCCGUGAACUAGAGCAAAAGAAUGAUGAUCUAGAGCGUGCCAACCGUGUGGCGAGUGAAAGUGUUGCAGAAUUCGAAUCGAUGCUGAAUCAGGCUUAUGAGAAGAAUGCUCUCUUGGAACUCGAGGUGGACGAAAAAGAACGCAUGCAAAUAAAGUUGCAGAGACUUAUGGACGAGGCUCGAGAUUUAAAACAAGAGCUUAAAGUAAGACACGUACCUAAGAGUGACGAAGAUGGUGAAGUUAGUGACACUCACACUGGUGUCAUAUCGGAAGAUAAAAUACAAGAGGUGACCACCGAACCUAAAGCCGAUUUACCCAAUUCCAAUACCACCGCAAAUAUUAGCCUCUGUAGCAAUAAGCUGGAAAAUAUAAAUAACAAUAUCAACGUCAAGAAGACAGACUCAAACAUUGUAGCCCUAACGAAUUCGACUAGCAAACUCGACUUGGAAUCUACACUUGGAUCCAUAGACAAUGGAAGCAAUCAAAUUGAAGAUAGUUCACUGCAACAAAAAAUGAUCAUAGAGCGAAAUGGUAACAUCAACAGUAGUUCUGCUUUGGUUUCCAGUGUACUGAACGCCCCAAUGGCUCCAAGCGACCGUGUUUCUACUCUAAGUAUUGUGGCAGACCUACUUCGACGGUUGGAUAACAUGGAAGCUAAGCUAAAGGCUUGGAAAAUACGCAAACCAUCCUCUCGGACGAAUCUGGCUUCGAGUGGAAGCCACCGGCACAGCCACAAUCAGUUGAAUAAUCACAGCUUGCAACAUUCCCACCAUCAUCUCGCUAUACCGCCAGCUGCAAGUGGUGGAGAUGGCUUAAGUGCAUCUGGCCUUCCUGCCGACAGCACUGUCUCAUUGAAUUCCCUUGGCAGUGGCGACAGCUGUUGCAACGUUCAGCUGCACUCUUACCAGCCCGGUAUGGCCACCAUCGGGACGCAAACCUCCUCUCAACAGAUGUUACUUCAGGCGAAAACCGAGUUACGAACUAACAAAUAAGUUAAAAACGAUCCUCUUAGACCCUUUUAUGCGUACUUUUUAAAUUAAAUUAUUUAAUUUAAUGGCUACAUUUUUAUAAGUAUCUUCAAGGUGUGUUUGUACAUAGGCGUACCAGAAAAAGGGCACAGAGAGGUAGAAGACAAUGUUAUAAGACAGCAACAUGCAAACGCAACGAUUUGUUUAAAUUCUGUGUUUUGAAACGUAGAUCGAAUUCAAAAUCAUGUCUGUUCAUUUUGACCGUUCUAGUGCUAAUUAGCAGCGCCUUUACAUUUUAAAUACUUUUUUUUGAAUACGAUAAAUUCUAUUUUUUAUGAAAUAAACAUUUGUUUAUAUUUUUCAAAAAGUUAUAUAUCAAUAAAAAAUGUAAUCACGGAUGCAGUUAUACAAAAAUGGAACCCGAUUGAAAUAAAUGUAACAAAUGCACUUUUAUAAAAGUGUUCACUUUGUAUGCAGUCCUUAGACUCACUCAUAAAUUCUAGAAACACAAUCGCUGUCAAACCAAUAAAUAAUAUGCAAUUUGAAUAA
Armigeres subalbatus is the source of this 2132-nucleotide messenger RNA. RefSeq names its product nuclear distribution protein nudE homolog (gene nudE). The transcript is spliced from 2 exons. The record is from RefSeq and is a predicted model, not a curated record. The coding region runs from base 291 to 1607 and encodes 438 amino acids. Gene Ontology annotation, molecular function: microtubule binding. NCBI's taxonomy places the organism in Eukaryota, Metazoa, Arthropoda, Insecta, Diptera, Culicidae. Gene Ontology annotation, cellular component: kinetochore; centrosome; kinesin complex. Gene Ontology annotation, biological process: centrosome localization; establishment of mitotic spindle orientation; vesicle transport along microtubule.